Molecule: messenger RNA, 1660 nt
Organism: Poecilia reticulata (guppy)
Lineage: Eukaryota; Metazoa; Chordata; Actinopteri; Cyprinodontiformes; Poeciliidae
Biological process (GO): immune response-regulating cell surface receptor signaling pathway
Cellular component (GO): plasma membrane
Molecular function (GO): signaling receptor activity
Source: RefSeq, a predicted model, not a curated record
GACUCCCCCUAAAGGAAAAAAAAAAAAAAAAGCAGCAAGAAAAGCGAAAACCGAAAAUGAUCCCCUGACAGUCACAGAAAUAGGAAAGGCUAAGAGAAAGGCUGAAAAUGGUUAGAAUAAACAGGUUAUGUUAAGUUAAAAGAGUGCGAGAUUGUCCGACUAUUUCAGCGAGCCAAAACAUGGAGACUUGAUCUUUACAAGGGAACUGAGAUUUUGUGCUGACUGAACAACAGCAUUUUUUUUUUUUUUUUACCAGACAUGUAUGCGUUUAUCUUGCGUGUGAUCAGCUGUCUGUGUAUCUUUCAGGGAGGUGUUUUUUCUGAAGAAUGCAGUCAGGGUGUACACGGAAAACGUGAGACAUUCUUCGUGCCUGCGGGGGGCAGCUUGUCUCUGCCCUGUGUGGUUCAGCACUGUGGAGGCAACUGGACAGGCAACUGGUUGAAGUUGUGGGAAAAUCUCACAACUUCAACCACUGUUGAAAACAGUGCAAGGCACCAUAUCACCAUUGCCCCAGUCAGUGCCAAUCGAAGCGAACUACAUUUAAAGAUUUUGAGUGUUAGACAGUCAGAUGAAGGGUUUUACACAUGCAGUGUGAAAUGGAGUGAUGGAAGCCAGGCUGUAAGCCAUUGGAAGCAAGUGAAUGUCACAAAAGGUGUUGCCUCGCAGAGAAAACUCUUACAUAGGAUUCUGGUCUGCACUGGCGCCUUUCUUUGUCUUCCUGUCAUUUUGGGAUUGGCUCGCUGCCUGAGUUCAGAGGUUAAGCAACAGCCACAUCCCAGGAAAGAGGUCUUACAUGCAAAUGGACAUAGAGAUAGAUCACAUCAGCCUCCACAGCCUCCGCCCCGACGCCCAGUACCAAAGAAACGCACUGCUCCUCCUCACAAAGCUCCCUCACCGUCCCAGCAAAAGCCAGAGUUGCUGUACGCAGACAUUUCUCAAGAUGCCCUGAGGAAUCAAAAGGCUCAGAGAGAGCCAGCUCAACCCACCGUCUACUCAUCUGUCAGAUUUUCCUGACAAGCAGAAGACGGAGAUAUGGAGCAGUCGGGUCCAAAUGUCUGUGGUAUAUCCCAUUUAUUUUGGCCUUCAUCUAUUUUUCCAGUUCUUGUGCUGUAGCGGAACGAUCAUAUUGGACACAACUUCAGUGAUUCAAUGUCUUUGAGCCAUCACCAAGGUCCUGGCAUCAUUCUGGUUGGAUGCAAAACUUUCCAUUAGAGGUGAAAACGUGUUUAAAUGAGAUGGGUUUUCUUGCACUGACCCAACUUUUUAGUCAUAUCAUAAGGGGUAUUCAAGAAGCUCAGUUUCAGCCUGCUUUGUACAUUACAAAAGCAGUUUGGUUGGGUCUUUAGGAUUAUUGUCCUACCAUAACUAAUGUGCACAGGUUUCAACUGUCCAGCUGUCGAUUUGAGGUAAAGUUGAAUAACCUCGAGGUAGUUUUUAAUUUUUAUUAAUUCCAUUCAGCUUAGUUUUAUUUAUAGAGUGCUGAUUCAUACUGAAUGAAUCAUCCUGAGGCAUUUUUAUCCAAAAUGAACAUUUACUUUAUUCUAGUGAUCAAGCAGUACGUUAAGCUCAGUUAAUUAUUCUAAGUAGUUUAAAAAGUUUCAAUCUAAGGCAGUGGUUCUUAACCUUUUUUGAGGUACCGAACCCAACAGAUUCAUAUGCG